CUGGUGGUGUUCUGGACCCAAACCGUCACCUCCUGCCAAUAUGUCGACCAGGCUACCAAAACUGGUCGCUUUCGAUCUAGACUAUACGCUUUGGGAUUUCUGGGUCGACACUCACGUACAUCCCCCAUUGAGGCGACAUCACGUCACUGGCAAAGUCACCGAUAGCCAGCGCAAUCCCAAGACAAUCGAAUUCUACAGGGAUGUACCACAGAUCAUGCACCGUCUACAAGCAGCAGGCGUGAUGAUUGCUGCAUGCUCACGGACAGAUGCGCCGUCAUUAGCUCGUGAAGCCUUGGAUCUCAUACUUAUACCCCCAAGGACUGGUAGCGACAGCAGCGCGAAACCAAUCCCCGCAAUUAAGUUUUUUGACCAGCUAGAGAUUUACCCUUCUUCCAAGAUUAGGCAUUUCAAGAAACUUCACGAGAAGACUGGGAUACCCUAUGACGAGAUGCUGUUCUUCGACGACGAAUGGAGGAAUCAGGAAGUAGAAGAACUUGGCGUGACGUUCACGCUUGUCUCAAACGGUCUCAAUGACCAAAUUCUAGAGAAAGGGCUAGAGGAAUGGAGAAAGAGGCACCCUGUUCAAGUCAUCGAAGACGUGGUAGGAGCAGAUGGCACUCUUAUCUAAUAGUGUUUCAUCAGGAUAGCGUGAUCGCUGAUAUUUCAAUUGAAUACAUGAUCUCGAUGAGAGAACACUGCC
This is a messenger RNA of Suillus subaureus, 700 nucleotides long. RefSeq names its product magnesium-dependent phosphatase-1. Gene Ontology annotation, molecular function: acid phosphatase activity. The coding region runs from base 41 to 628 and encodes 195 amino acids. The record is from RefSeq and is a predicted model, not a curated record. Lineage: Eukaryota; Fungi; Basidiomycota; Agaricomycetes; Boletales; Suillaceae. The transcript has 5 exons.